Messenger RNA from Ambispora leptoticha, 1542 nucleotides. Lineage: Eukaryota; Fungi; Glomeromycota; Glomeromycetes; Archaeosporales; Ambisporaceae. The record is from the annotation of a GenBank genome assembly.
AUGCUUGAUAAAAAAUUGACAACUUUGAUUUGGAUUUUGACUAUCGCUUUACAAUUUUUUCAAAUUACUACGCCAAAAACUAAUAAUAUGACAACUAUUGCGUCAUUCGAUGACGCAAGUUUAUAUAAUAAAAAGUUGGAUCUAAACGAUUCUACUCCGAACACUUUUUCACUAAGACGUAGUGUAUCAGUUCGUCUAACCAAAUCCACAAGCCCCAAAAGUUCACUCAAAACCAUGGCCGCAAACAUCACUAUCUCCGAAGAAGAUAUUGCGAAUUUCUGUAGAGUCACCAACGCCAGCCCCACAGUCGCAAGAACAUACUUGACGGUAUCAGAUGGAAAUGUCGAGCAAGCUAUAACACUUUUCCUAGAAAGUGGUGGAGUCGAUCUAUCUUCACUCGUGGGCUCCCAGCAGCAAUCAUCAGACAGAGAUUUAAGCGACAUUGAUGCUGAAUCUGAAUUGGAACGUGAUGCAGCAUUUGCUAGGCGGUUGGCCGAAGAGAACAACCGUGUCGACGAUGCUGCACUCGCGAGACAGUUGGCUGAAGAGCCCGUCGACGAGAAUUAUGUACGUGCACCUAUUCCGCCAGUACGCGAAGUUUUGGUCGGUGAAUCGGAUGCUGAUGAUAGUAUAACGGAUGCUUUAUUUCGUAGUGGGUAUUAUUCGAGCUCCGAUCAAGGUCAAUCCGCCUUUGAUAUUUUAUUUAGACCUCCAUAUGAUAUUAUGCACAAAGAAGAUUUCGAAAAGACACGGGCUCGAGCCCGAAAUGAGAACAAAUGGUUGAUGGUCAACAUCCAAGCUGAUAACGAUUUUUCUUGUAUGGGGCUGAAUCGCGAUCUAUGGAGUAAUAAUACUGUCAAAGACGUGAUCAGAGCCCAUUUCUACUUUUUACAAUUUAAUAUUAAUCAUCCCGAGGGCCGAAGAUAUAAUUCUUUUUAUCCUAUUGAAAAUUAUCCACACAUUGCUAUAAUUGAUCCAAGAACUGGUGAACGUUUAAAAGUCUGGAACAAGCAAAUGGAGUCGGCAGAGUUCAUAAUUUCUGUAACUGACUUUUUGGAGCGACAUUCCCUGUCAGAUCUAUCAUCAAAAAUAAAAAUCGAGAAUGUUCGUGAAGUCAAAGGGAUCUCAGACAUGACUGAAGAGGAGCAAAUGAAUGCGGCCAUGCUAGAAUCAAUGAACAAUAGACCUUCAAUAUCCAAUAACGGCGAAGAAACGCCAAUAGUCGCCGAAACUGAAUCAACACAUGAAUCUCCGGGCACCAACACUGUGUUUGAUACCAUCAAACCUGUGCAACGAGAAGAGCCACCAGUUGGUGAAGCUAAUGUGACUCGAAUCCAGUUCCGCCUUCCAGACAGCUCAAAAAAGGUUCGUCGAUUUCGCAAAUCAGACCCUCUGCUGUAUUUAUUCCAGUAUAUAAAAUCAGAAUUUGUGCCUGAUCAGCCUUUUGAGCUUGUAUUUAACCGGCAGCAACUUAUUGAGAAAAUUGAUCAAACCAUACAAGAGGCGGGGUUAGAGAAUGCUUCAGUUAGUGUUGGCUUGUAA